GUGGCCGGUGCUCCGCAGUCAACGCGCCUGCAAACUUGGACGUGCAUUCGCGCAACUGCGCCCGAGGCUCGAGCGGUGAUGAAGAUGGUCGCGCCCUGGACGCGCUUCUACUCCAACAGUUGCUGCCUGUGCUGCCAUGUCCGCACCGGCACCAUCCUGCUGGGCGUCUGGUACCUGAUCAUCAAUGCCGUGGUCCUGUUGAUUCUGUUGAGCGCCCUGGCUGACCCAAAUCAGUAUCACUUCUCAAGUUCCGAAAUAGGUGUCGACUUUGAGUUCAUGGACGAUGCUAACACGUGCAUUGCUAUCUCGUUUUCUCUUCUCAUGAUCCUGAUAUGUGCCAUGGCCACUUACGGUGCAUACAAGCAACAUGCUGCCUGUAUCGUCCCCUUCUUCGGUUACCAGAUAUUUGAUUUUGCCUUGAACACCUUGGUUGCUGUCACUGUGCUCGUUUAUCCCAACUCCAUUCAGGAAUACAUACGACAGCUGCCUCCUAAUUUUCCCUACAAAGAAGAUAUCAUGUCAGUGAAUCCUACCUGUCUGGUCCUUAUUAUCCUUCUGUUUAUCAGCAUUAUGCUGAGUUUGAAGGGUUACCUGAUUAGCUGUGUUUGGAACUGUUACCGAUACAUCAAAGGAAGAAACUCCUCGGAUGUCCUGGUUUAUGUCACCAGCAAUGACACCACAGUGCUGCUGCCCCCAUACGAUGAUGCCACUGUGAAUGGCGUUGUGAAGGAGCCUCCACCCCCAUACGUGUCUGCCUAG
This is a messenger RNA of Elephantulus edwardii (Cape elephant shrew), 759 nucleotides long. RefSeq names its product lysosomal protein transmembrane 4 beta (gene LAPTM4B). The coding region runs from base 79 to 759 and encodes 226 amino acids. NCBI's taxonomy places the organism in Eukaryota, Metazoa, Chordata, Mammalia, Macroscelidea, Macroscelididae. The transcript has 7 exons. The record is from RefSeq and is a predicted model, not a curated record. Gene Ontology annotation, cellular component: lysosomal membrane.